This is a messenger RNA of Iphiclides podalirius (scarce swallowtail), 1053 nucleotides long. NCBI's taxonomy places the organism in Eukaryota, Metazoa, Arthropoda, Insecta, Lepidoptera, Papilionidae. The record is from the annotation of a GenBank genome assembly.
AUGUUUCCUACAACGAUAGCAGUGAUUUUUAUUGUCGUAAUUAUAAGUUUAUUGCAAACGACUUCUUAUGCUCAAGACAGAACCUUGAUUUCAAAGGUGAACCCAGGAUGCCUAGACUGUAAUGAAGAUACCACGCUAGUUUAUGUGAAAGCUGUAGGACAUAGUGACACCAUACACCAAAUAUGGGAUUUCACAAGAGGUGCACCUACUAUGAUCUUUGUUAUAGCUGGAGUAAAUUCAUCAAUAGAAGUAGGUUGGGAUGGCAUGAAACCAAAUAAAUUUGUCAUGUCCGAAAAACCACACUACAGCUUUGCAACAGCUAUGGAUAAGCUCUACGAGUACAACGACCUGAGCGACAUUGGGAGGAUCGAUUGGCACAUGCCGCAGCGCAUCCAGACCCUGAAGGGCGUCGCUUGGCGGAUGCAAGACAGCACCCUGACCAGCAAGGAGGCCAUGGUGAGGAUGCAGGGCACCUUGCGCGAUGGCUACAGGAGAGGCAUCAUCGAUAUAAAGCUGGACAUGCUCCCGUACCGCGACUCCGCCGCGCAGCUGCCGCACCUCAUCCACACGGCGAACUCCACGUCGGUAGACGUGAGCCUGGUGAACGUCACCACGUCGCGCCACUACAACUCGUCGCGGUUCGCCCUUCGCGUGUUGCUCGCCAGCACGGACCCCAGCGGCGGCAGCAUGCGCACCGUCACCAGGAAGAGCCUGGACGACGAGCACACGCCCGGCGUUUUCGAGAUAAUCGAGAUAAAAACGCCCGAGUCCUUCGAGAACAACGCCGGGGGCUUCGUCCAGUUCAGGCCGAUCGCUUACACGCAGAGCGAGCGCGGCGUUGCCAGCUCGACCGUGGCACACAUCACGGACUUGGAAAGGUCAUUCACAAUCGGCUACGGCUCUCCACCCAUGGAAAGCUUUUCUUCACUGGUGAUAGCCAUAAUAUCGGUGGGGCUCGGCGUGCCAGUAGUGCUGGCGAUGUCGGGGGUGGUCUACGUGCUACUGAGGAGGCGCCGACAGCGGAACACCCCGGCACGGCUCACCGAGGAGGAC